CGAUUCCUGACUGCCUUCUGAAAGUCCGGCCGUCUUUUCGAUUGUACUGAUUAACUGAUUUUAACUCUUCAUCAGCUUUACACAAUCUCAACUUUACACUUUUUUCAUUUUACUUUCUUCACAAAUUCAUUCAACUCAAGACUCCAAAACUCAAAAAAACACGCUUUAUACAUCUCAACUUCAAUGUCUAAAAACUUUCAUGUUACUAAAUGGUGGUCUGCUCAACCUGAUGUACUUGGUUAUUGGGGUCCAGCAACGGCAUCUAUCGAUUGGUGUGAAGCCAAUUAUGCCAUCUCACGAUACAUUGCCGAAUUCACAAACACAUUUUCAAACCUAGUCUUUGUCGGAUUGGCCAUCUAUGGGAUUAAGAAAUGUCGAGAACAACACUUACCUCUUCCACUUGCACUUUGUCAAAUCGGUAUAGCUCUAGUCGGUUUUGGAAGUUUUGCCUUUCAUGCAACCUUGAAUUGGAAUUGGCAAUUGGGUGAUGAACUACCGAUGAUCUAUUCAGUUUGUUUUAUCACCUAUGUAGCCUUCGAUACUGCUCCAGCUUCAGUACCUCGCUCUUGGUUCGUCAAAGCCUUACCCACCAUCUUGUCUCUCUAUGCGAUCAUCAUCACCGUGGUUUAUGUGAGAUGGCCAAACCCGGUCUUUCAUCAAGUGGCUUAUGCUUUUAUUCAAAUCUUGUCGACUGUUAGAGUUUAUUAUACUGUUCGAAACGCACCUGAUACCACUCCUGCAGAACAACAAAACCGAGCUGAUGCAUUAAAACUUGAAGUUAUGGGAUCUGCUAUUUUCUUAAGUGGUUUUUUGAUUUGGAAUAUUGAUAAUAUAUUUUGUGAUCAGAUAUCUCAUUUGAAAGAAGCUAUUGGUGUACCAUUCUCAUUCUUGUUAGAAGGACAUGCAUGGUGGCAUUUAGCUACCGGAACUGGUGCUUACUUGAUCGUCGUGGGUCUUCAAUUACUUUCACUCACAUUGAAAGAAGGAGCAGAAGGCUUUGAAUUGAAAUGGACAGGAAUGUGUCCUUAUGUUACAAGAGUUCCAUUAAGUGCUACUUCAAAGAAACGUAUCUUUUGAUCAAGAAAUCGGUUUCUCUUUCGUCUUUUUUCUUUUAUGUUUCAUUCAUUGAGCUUCUUCUUGAACAUUUUUUUUUCCUUUUUUUGUCUCAUUACUCUUUUCUUUCUUUUUUCCUCUAUAUCACUUUUUUUUCUUUUUUUCUUUUUUUCUUUUUUUUCUUUUUCUUUUUGAUUGAAAAACCAAACUGUAUACUUUCAUGUUAUAUUGACUUAUGAUAUCCAAUAUAUCCUUCUUUCAUGUGAUAUUAAAUCUAAUCUGAUUUUUUUUUCAAUCAUCAAAUAGAAAAAAAAGCAUCUCUUUCUUUCUCUCUUCCUUUUUCUUUUUCUGAUCAUUUGGAAAAGUGAUAGGGUUUGUUUUUUUUGCGACUAGGUUACAAAUUUUAAUGAUCUUUUCAAGAGUUUUGUAUUAUAGAGCUUGUUUUACUUGAAUCUUUUUGAAUGCAUUUUAUUUUAAACUCCCAUCC
Molecule: messenger RNA, 1540 nt
Organism: Melampsora larici-populina 98AG31
Lineage: Eukaryota; Fungi; Basidiomycota; Pucciniomycetes; Pucciniales; Melampsoraceae
Exons: 9
Coding region: 184-1077 (297 amino acids)
Biological process (GO): ceramide biosynthetic process; ceramide catabolic process
Cellular component (GO): endoplasmic reticulum membrane
Source: RefSeq, a predicted model, not a curated record